Messenger RNA from Argiope bruennichi, 1177 nucleotides. Its product is annotated as protein artichoke-like. Gene Ontology annotation, molecular function: protein binding. Lineage: Eukaryota; Metazoa; Arthropoda; Arachnida; Araneae; Araneidae. The transcript has 5 exons. The coding region runs from base 143 to 1114 and encodes 323 amino acids. The record is from RefSeq and is a predicted model, not a curated record.
AUUUGAGUCUUAUCGUAAUUCCCAUAAGGAAACCAUCUGCUACUUUUUUAAAUCAGAAAUUUCUCACAAGGAUAUUUAAAUUUAUUUCAGCUUCUUAUUUAUCCAGAUCCACCGGCUUGCAAGGUAUUUUAUUUCUGCCACAAUGACCACAAAAACCUGUACUGUCCUUCUGCUGUUCCUGGGUUUGAUCCUACCAGCUCUUUCAGACAAAUGCCCAGACCCUGACAGGUUACCGUCCACUUGUCAAUGUGAAGAAGACUUCGUAGAAGAUGAUGUGGAUGUCGAAAUCUCCUGCAGCGGUUCUUCCAUUCAGGAAUUGAGGGAUGCCCUACGCCUCAUGGAUAAGAACAGCAGGCUUGAAGUCCAGCUUGACGAUAUGAUCCUUGGUACCCUGCCAGCGGAUAUUUUCAAUGGAUGGAAUGUGGUUAAACUGGACAUCUCUCAUUGCGAGCUGGAUACUCUUAAAUCACAAGGAAGAUUGGAUUUGCAGGGUUUGGAAGAUAAAUUAGAAGUAUUAGUUAUAACUGCCAGUUUAUCGGAAGAGAACGGGCCAAAUGAAAUCAUUGUCAACCAUUUUAGGCGUCUGAGGGAGCUGGACUUGUCCUUCAAUGCCAUUGAGGAAAUACAUGAUAACUGGUUUAGUGUGGCUCCACCUUCUUUGACUCAUCUGACCUUGUCCAAUAACGGAAUCGUGAAACUUGGCGACCGGGCCUUUGAAAACCUCAACAAUCUAGAAUUUUUGGGAUUACAUGGAAACAGAUUUGGCGCUAUCAAAAGAAGUAUGCUACCAAAAUAUGCCAUUCGUCUAGAAGAACUGGAAUUUGACAACAACGACUUUACAAGUGUACCAGAUGACCUAUUUACCGGUAUGGCGGCCUUAAAGGAACUCUCUCUUAGGACAAAUCGAAUAACACACUUGCAAGAGCAGGCCUUCAAACCAAUUUGGGGACAGCUUGGAGUUUUCGAUGUUAGAGGCAACCCUCUUGAAUGUGAUUCCACAACUGAGUGGAUGUUCAGAGCUAAAACUGAUGCUUAUAUUCUCGGAAGAUGCGAAGGUCCUCGGGGCAGAGAAGGUAUGGACUUAAAGGACUUCAUCCAAAACAGAGGGCAGUGAUCACUAUUCCUACUGAAUGCGAAUUUUAUUAUUUUCUAAUAAAUCAAAAAAUAUUUGCUUGGU